UUCAACAUUUGGUUUUCCGCUCGAAAAGGCGGAGAUUUCCCUCCCGAUCUAGCCUAAGUCCUCGGCUUUUGUUUGGCUCCAAAGAAAAUUAAUUAAGGAAGCGAAGACGAAAGAGAAAAAUACUAGCAAUGGAAAGUGAACGAAACGGCGCGAAGAAAUUGAGCAGCAAAUCGAAGGUAGGAAGUUACAUCGUACCACUCACAGGAGCUGCCGCUCUUCUUACUCUCGCUGCCAGCUUUGCUAUCACCGCCAUUAAUCACCGAAGAAACUCCAAGAGAAAAGAUCUUCCGGGGUGUGAUUUUCGAGUUAACUUGUCGGCGAGUGAGAUUCUGAAGUUAGCUGACCGAAUAAUUGCAAAAUCAAAGGAAGUUCAUGAUGCUGUUGCAUCUGUACCGCUCGACAAGGUUACGUAUAAGAAUGUUAUAUCACCAUUGGCAGAACUGGAGGCUCAGCAGUUUCCAUUGAUGCAAUCAUGUGUGGUGCCAAAGUUUGUUUCAACUUCAGAUAAAGUUCGUAAAGCAAGCAUUGAAGCUGAAAAGAAAAUAGAUGCUCAUGUAUCUUCCUGCAGUAAGCGGGAAGAUGUAUACCGUGUCCUUAAAGUUUUUUCUGCAAAAGGGGAAUGGAUGGGCCCCGAAGCUAGACACUAUGUUCAGUGCUUGAUAAGAGACUUUGAACAGAAUGGAUUGGAUCUUACAUCAACAAAAAGAGAAGAAGUGCAACGCCUGAGAGCUCAAAUUGAUGAGCUAAGUUUUCAAUAUGUUCAGAAUUUGAAUUAUGAUGCCACUUAUCUUUUAUUCAGUGAGAAUGAGCUAGCUGGACUACCGACAGAGUUCCUCAAGACAUUAGAAGAAGUGGAAAAUGGAAUGUUCAAAGUGACACUGAAAAGUAAUCAUGUUGCAGCAGUUCUCGAGUUAUGCAUGAUAGGAAAGACAAGAAGGUUAGUAGCUAUGACCUAUGGAAAGAGAUGUGCAAAAGUCAACCUCUCUGUCUUGGAAGAAUUGGUUCAAGCACGUCAUAAAUUUGCUCGUUUGCUUGGCUAUUCAAACUAUGCAGACUAUGCUGUGAGUUUUAGAAUGGCUAAGACUUCCUCAAAGGUAUUGCAAUUCUUAGAAGGUAUUUCCUCCAGUUUAUCAGACUUAGCCCAGAAGGAGCUGGCAGUGUUGAAAGAGUUAAAGAAGCAAGAGGAAGGAGAGAUUCCAUUUGGAGUUGAAGAUCUGUUGUACUAUGUAAAGAAGGUUGAACAGCAGGAAUUUGAUUUGGACUUUGGGGCUCUCAAACAAUACUUUCCUGUUAAUUUGGUUUUAUCUGGAAUUUUCAAAAUAUUCCAAGAUCUUUUUGGUUUAAGAUUCGAAGAAAUUGCCAAUGCUGAUGUCUGGCACAGUGAUGUUAAAGUUUUUUCUGCUUUUGAUUUGAGUUCUGGUGAACUUUUGGGUUAUUUCUACCUUGACAUGUAUACAAGGGAAGGGAAAUAUGGUCAAACUUGCAUGGUUGCUCUUCAAAAUGGUUCUGUAGCAUUCAAUGGUGCACGGCAGAUUCCAGUGGCAUUGCUGAUUUCUCAACUUCAGAAGGACACUGGCAGAGUUCCAAGUUUGUUGAGAUUCUCUGAAGUGGUCAGUUUUUUCCAUGAGUUUGGCCAUGUGGUCCAACAUAUGUGCAAUCAUGCAUCAUUUUCAAGAUUGUCUGGGGUCCGUGUUGAUCCCGACUUUGUGGAGAUCCCCGCUCAUGUGCAAGAGAAUUGGUGUUACGAGAGCUUAUCACUGAAGUUGAUAUCUGGUUUCUAUCAGGAUAUUACAAAGCCCAUCAAGGAGGAAAUAUGUAAAUCACUUAAACGAUGGCGAUAUUCCUUUUCAGCACUUAAAUUGAAGCAAGAAGUUCUUUACUGUCUUUUUGAUCAAAUUAUACAUUCCGCUGAUGACGUUGACAUUGUCGAGUUAUUCAAGCAUCUUCAUCCAAAGGUAAUGUUGGGAUUGCCUGUGUUAGAAGGAACUAAUCCAGCUUCAUGCUUCCCCCGGUGUGCUAUCGGUUAUGAAGCUGCUUGUUACAGUCGUAUUUGGAGUGAGGUGUUUGCAGCAGAUAUAUUUACAUCGAUGUUCCGUGACGAUCUUUUGAACCAGAAUGUUGGUAUGCAGUUUCGAACUAAGGUAUUGGCAUCAGGAGGAGCUAAGGAUCCGGUUGAAAUUCUGUCCGACUUUCUCGGAAGAGAACCUUCAAUUCGGACAUUUAUUGACAACGUAAUUGGAUGCAGUUUGUGACAAUGGAAGUUUUGGUAAUUUAUCUUGGAGUUCACUUUUCAUCUUUCAU
Molecule: messenger RNA, 2301 nt
Organism: Hibiscus syriacus
Lineage: Eukaryota; Viridiplantae; Streptophyta; Magnoliopsida; Malvales; Malvaceae
Product: probable thimet oligopeptidase
Exons: 20
Coding region: 129-2252 (707 amino acids)
Biological process (GO): proteolysis; peptide metabolic process
Molecular function (GO): metalloendopeptidase activity
Source: RefSeq, a predicted model, not a curated record